This is a messenger RNA of Austrofundulus limnaeus, 4588 nucleotides long. It is a transcript of the gene rtel1, whose product is annotated as regulator of telomere elongation helicase 1. Gene Ontology annotation, cellular component: nucleus. NCBI's taxonomy places the organism in Eukaryota, Metazoa, Chordata, Actinopteri, Cyprinodontiformes, Rivulidae. Gene Ontology annotation, biological process: DNA replication; negative regulation of t-circle formation; telomeric loop disassembly. The record is from RefSeq and is a predicted model, not a curated record. Gene Ontology annotation, molecular function: ATP binding; DNA binding; hydrolase activity, acting on acid anhydrides, in phosphorus-containing anhydrides.
CGUGCUUGGUUUUAUUGGAGAGUUUAGCCUUUAUUGAUCUGUUUUAGAUGUUUUAACGCGGAGAUAAUCUUAUCUAAAUUUAAAUAUUUAAGCUGCUGUUAGCUUGAGGACAGAGAUGCCUUCGCUGGAGCUGAACGGAGUGACGGUUGAUUUUCCUUUUACUCCGUAUGAAUGUCAAAAAGACUACAUGAGAAAAGUCCUGCAGUGUCUGAAGAAUAAGGAGAACGGCGUUCUGGAGAGUCCCACGGGCACCGGUAAGACCCUGUGUCUGCUGUGCGCCACGCUGGCGUGGAGGGAGCACUUCAGAGACGACAUCUCUGCUCGCAAGAUUCGCAGCCGGAUGAACGGGGAGGAGAUGUUUUCAAAAACGCCCCCCGCCUCCUGGGGGACGGCUGCUGCUCCGGACGGAGAUAAACCGAUGUUUUAUACAGAUGUUCCAAAGAUCAUCUACGCAUCCAGAACACACGCUCAGCUGGCACAGGUCAUCAGUGAGUUAAAGCACACGUCAUACAGGCCCAAGGUGUGUGUGUUGGGGUCCAGAGAGCAGCUGUGCAUAAACCAGGAAGUGAUGCGUCAGGAGAGCAACCACGUGAAGGUCCACAUGUGCAGAGGAAAAGUCUCCACCAGGUCGUGUCAUUACUACAACAACGUUGACGAGACGAGCUGUGACAGAGAGCUGGUGAAUUCCAUCCUGGACGUGGAAGAUCUGGUGAAGUUUGGCAGCAAACAGAAGGUCUGUCCGUACUACCUCAGCCGCUCCCUGAAGCAGCAGGCAGACAUCAUUUUCAUGCCGUACAAUUACCUGCUGGACCCAAAGAGCCGCAGGGCACACAACAUCGAGCUGAACGGAGCCGUGGUCAUCUUCGAUGAAGCUCACAACGUGGAGAAGACGUGUGAGGAGUCCACGUCCUUUGACCUGACUCCCUACGACGUGGCCUCAGCCAUCUCUGCGGUGGACCGGCUCCUGGUGGAGAAGGCUAAAGAGGUCGGACGAAACGACGCCGUCACUGAAGACUUCAACGUAGAGUCGCUCGGCUCCGGUUUAAAGUUGGAUAUAGCCAACGUGGCUAAGAUCAAACAGAUCCUGUUGGACCUGGAAGCAGCCAUCGAUUCUUACGAUGCUCCCAGCGACAGAGGCAUCACCAAACCUGGAAUCUUCAUCUACGAGCUGCUGGAGCGAGCCCACCUGACCUAUCAAACCAAGACGGUGGUCUACGAGACUCUGGAACAGAUCAUCUCACAUUUAGCCUCACAACCAGGAGUUUUCCUCAAUACGAACGGACUGCAGAAGCUGGCUGAUAUCCUCCAGUUAGUUUUCUGUGGCGAGCCGGAAAAAAAGGACCAACAGAAACAGAAGGAGCUCAACUCCAAUCAUUUUAAGGUUCACAUCCAUCGAGACAACAGCUCCUUUAAGAAGAAACAGUCUGUAGAUCUGUGGUCUUCAUCAUCAAAGAAACAAGGAAACGUUCUGAGCUACUGGUGCUUCUCUCCGGGCUUCAGCAUGCAGGAUCUGAAGAAUCAGGGGGUCCGCUGCAUCAUCCUGACCAGCGGGACCCUCUCUCCUCUGACCUCCUUCACCUCAGAGAUGAGGAUAGAGUUCCCCGUGCUCCUGGAGAACGGUCACGUCAUCGAUCGGGACCAGAUCUUCGUCAGCGUGGUGGACCGAGGUCCAGACGGAGUCCUGCUGAGCUCAGCGUUUGAGCGCAGGUUUGUUCCUGAGAACAUGGCGUCAUUAGGGAACACUGUUGCCAACGUCAGUCGCGUGGUUCCUCACGGCCUCCUGGUGUUUUUUCCUUCCUUCCCUUUGAUGGAAAAAACUCUGGAGUUCUGGAGAGCUAACGGCCAAGCGGAUCGCAUCGAGAACAUCAAACCCAUGUUUGUGGAACCCAAAGGGAAGGGAACCUUUAAUGAGGUGAUCGAUGGUUAUUACAGUAAAGUUAACGAUCCAGCUUCAAAAGGAGGAAGUUUCUUCGCCGUGUGUCGCGGGAAGGCCAGCGAGGGUUUGGAUUUCGCCGACACCUUCGGUCGAGGCGUCGUCAUCACCGGCCUUCCUUUCCCCCCCAAACUGGACCCUCGGGUCGUCCUGAAGAUGCAGUUCUUAGACGAAAUGUGCCGCAGGAAAGCUCCGGGGAUGAAGUUUCUGUCGGGGCAGGACUGGUACAGGCAGCAGGCCUUCAGGGCCGUGAACCAGGCCAUCGGCAGAGUGAUCCGCCACAAGGAGGACUACGGAGCCAUCUUCCUGUGUGAUCAGAGGUUUAAAAACUCUAACGCUCUGGCGAACCUGCCCUUCUGGGUCAGACCUUACGUUCGCCUCCACCAAACAUUUGGGAACAUGGUCCGCGACGUGUCCCAGUUCUUCAGGGUGGCUCAGAAACUAAGGCCCGUGGCCGUAAAGACGCCUGCAGCAGAACCAUCUGCAGCUGACAGUUUAUCAGACGCCUCCUGCUUCUCCUCCUCCUCCUCCUCCUCCUCCUCUGCUGGAAGCUGCUUCGCCCAGAAGGCCAAAGUCCUGGACGCUCACCUUCCCAGCCUGAAGCGGAGACGAGUCGAUGAAAACAGCGGCGCCAGUGGAAUGCCGAGAAUCUGCAUCGAGUACGAGUCUGAAGGUAAGGAGAGCCAGAGGAGACCAGCCAACCUGCUGGAUGCUCUGGAAAGAGGUGAUCAGUGCCACAGAGACCCUGCUGCUGAAGAGACGGGCCGUUUGUCCACGCUGUCCCUUCAGCAUGAGAAGAGGAUGGAGGAUGAACUCCGAGGAGGGAAACGAAAAAUAAAGUUGGUCCAGGAGCCGAAGCAGAGCGUCUCUGAGGAAGGGAAGCCCAGCAGGGCCAGGCAGCACCUGGCAGACAUGAAGAAGUCUCUGAGUAAGGAGAACUUCGACCGGAUCGUUGCGGCCCUGCAGGCCUACAAGAAUAACGACCGGCUGGACGAGCUGCUGGCAGAGACCUCGGUCCUGUCUGAAGACUGGAACACUCACAGUCUGCUCCGAGGCUUUUAUCAGUUCRUUCGAGCGCACCACAAGAAGAGGUUUGAUGAGAAGUGCCAGGAGCUGACCGGACUGGGCUGCGGGUACAAACCGGAACACUCGCUGUCCAAGGAGGAGAAGAAGGCCUUGAUGCUGCAGAGCGGUGCAGAGAAUCAGACGUCUGCAGGCCUGAGCUCCACCUGCGGUCAGCUCGACACACAGCAGCUCAACAAGGGGGGACUCCACCUGAGUCAGCAGGGGUUGAAGGAGGUCCAGAAGGAGGUCCAGACCGGUCCUGCUCAGAAGAACCAGGUCCACGCCGCCUUCCUGGCCGACGUGAAGAAAGCCCUCGGGACGGAGCGGUCCGCUCAGCUCUUCCAGGCCGUCUCCAGCUACAAGACCACGGACCGCUACGAGGACCUGGUGUCCACGGUGGUCAGCCUGUUCACGGAGCGAGACGAGAACUUCUCCCUGCUGAUCCGGUUUGGGACGUUUGUUCGCCCGCGUCACAAGAAGCAGUACCAGGAGAUGCUGGAYGCUCUGAUUGGUCAGCCCAGCUCGGCCGCCGAGGUUCCGGCUCUGAACAAGGAGCAAGGAGAAGAAGAAGUUUCUCCGUCGCCUCCUUCAAAAACACAAAGCAAGAUUUCCAGUUUUUUCUUCAGAAGCCAGAGGAAGUAGAUCGGAACUGAACUUUCUGCAGAUUUGGUGUCAAACAGCAGCGACUCGAACACUUUCCUCUGUGAGGGAUGCUCGGGGGCAAUAAUGGAAAUCUGAUCGUUGUGGAUUUUUUAUCAGAAAUGGACAAAACUCCUGAGUUCAAACCUCUGUAGUUUAGUUUUUCUGCAAAAUAAAACAAAGGAAGCGUUUUUUGAACAUGAAUUGAUCAAUGUCAAAAAGUGUUUUUCUAUUUUUAUUAUUUGUUUUUAUUCCAGACUGAUUUGAAUUUUUUUCCCCUCAGUUUAUAUUUUGUUUUUUGGAACUAUACAGAGCCCGCGAGUGGACAUGGGGGGAUUUUUUUCUUUUGCGUUGCCACUCAAUACUGUUGCGUUACCUGCAAACGUUUGUUUUGUAAAUGAAUUGAAUUAAAUCAGAUUUUUAUUUUGUAAUAUCCGGUUACCAAAACAGGAUGUGUCRCCACAAGUUUGUGAAAUUGACAUUGAUGUUGCGUGGCUGUGCUGUGUUCAAAUAUCGACAUCUGACAUACUUCCAUGUGUGUCUGUGUGAUAUAUUCAAUCUGAAGCUGAGUUAAAGCAGUAGGCUAACUCGCUAAUGGUGAACAUGUGAGUUUGUUAAUAAACCGACAGCACAACAGUGAUAAACGACUUUUGAGAGGGAACACAAACGAUAUUGCGAGGUGACGCAAUACUAUUGCGUGGGAACACAAAAGAGAAAAAAAAAUCUCCCCUAUGUCCCCUCGCAGGUUCAGUAGCACUUCAUGAAAAUUUAAGAGAAAAUUAAACUUCUGAACCACUUUUUUUAUAAUGCAAUCAAGCAAUGUUAAUGAGAGUUACAUGAAGCUGUUAUUAAAACACAUUAAAUGUUUUAUCAUAUUUAUGUUUGUGUAUGAAAUUAAAGUCACGCGAAGAGAAAAAGUAUAAAGAAAUAAAGUGUUUUUUAAAUAUUGAA